UCUACGACGAAACAGUCGCCAAGAGGCCGCUGAGAUGGCGCGCGAUGCGAUUCUGCCCCUCGGCACUGGCUCCGUGCACCGACGCAGCGUGAACAACAACAACAAGAGCACCAGCCACGAACUGCGCAAGUCGGUGGUCGCCCCCGAGGCCAACCACGAGCCUCACUAUUAUGACGACGACAAGAGGGUCGCCAACCCCGAAGCCGACGCGCCGGAAGAAACGUCGCCGCCGCCAACGAAACACCGACCGUCCUACAGUCGCCCGUACGACCUGCCACCACCCAAGGCACCUCUGCCAAAGCGGUGCGUCGCCACAAGCGAGAAAAGCAAAGCCGACGACGAGGUCCCGAGUAGCGUUGUCAACGCGCACUCGCGCACGCUCUUGGAAAUGAAGAGGCGCAAGCCGUCGCUCGUGGACCCGAGCCUCAAGGUGGAGGACCGGCUGCAGCAAUUGGGCCUUGUGUACGCCCAAAAACAGGCCUCCAAGCAAGCAGUCCACGAGACGACGCAGUGUACGUUUAGCCCGGCCAUUUCGUAUCACUCGUCCAAGCUCUCGCGCCACGGCAGCGUCCAUGACCGCCUCUAUGGCCUCGCCAAGGCACCGAACCGAGCAGCCGAUUCCACGACACACGCAUCCCCCGCAAAGCCAUUGCCCUCCAGCACGGCAAUAUCCACGUCGGUGGGCGACCGGUUGUAUCGAAAAGCGCGCGAAUUCCAGACCAAGCAAGCCGCCAUCCGCGCCGCUGAAGCCGCCGAAGCUGCGCAACUGCGGAACGCGCGCAAGAUGAGCGCCAAGAGUCUGCGCCUCGUGGAGCGCACCAAGCCGCCCGCGACAACGUCUACCGUAAGCCCGCCGGCCCGUGCCAAGCAAGUGACGCCCGCCGAAGCCCGCGCCAUCUACGAGCGGCAGCUGCAGUGGAAGGAAGCCAAGGACGCGAGAAGCGCUCGCAUGCGCUGGCAACAAGAUCAGGACGAGCAGCAAGCGUGCACCUUCCAGAACCCGUAUGCCGACAUCUCGACGCCGCCGCCGUCGCACGACGCGUCGUUCUUUCACAAGGCGAUCGAGUGGGCCAAGGCCAAGGACGCGCUGGUGCGUCAGAAGCAGCAAGCCCGCCAAGCCGACGAGCUCGCGGCCUGUCCGUUCAAGCCCCAGCGACCAGCACGACCGCGCCGAAGAGACAUGAGCAGUCUCGAGGCCAUCGUCGCCACGUUCCAAGCGGAACACUAUGCGCACGCCCCACUGCCGUACCCGUGGGAGGCUUACACCGAUGCUUUGGGCAACGACUACUACUAUAACCCCGCCACAAAGACGACCCAGUGGGGUCGGCCGACGUGAGAAGAGAUAUAGCAUGCAAGACACGAUUCGCUGGACGCUUAAUACUUGGGCGCGACUGUGUUGAGGC
Molecule: messenger RNA, 1403 nt
Organism: Saprolegnia parasitica CBS 223.65
Lineage: Eukaryota; Oomycota; Saprolegniomycetes; Saprolegniales; Saprolegniaceae
Exons: 5
Coding region: 35-1336 (433 amino acids)
Molecular function (GO): protein binding
Source: RefSeq, a predicted model, not a curated record